Molecule: messenger RNA, 672 nt
Organism: Trichobilharzia szidati
Lineage: Eukaryota; Metazoa; Platyhelminthes; Trematoda; Strigeidida; Schistosomatidae
Source: the annotation of a GenBank genome assembly
AGAUGGUCCACUUCGCAAACAGCCACAUAGCCUUCAUCACCCUGUUGGCACUUACAGCCAUAAAUUCAGGCGAGUCGACGAGUGUAAGUGCAAUUACAAGGAGACUUGCCAAAAUUAAUGGAGAAAUACCCGUGAUCAUUGCGGAUAUAAAAAAUUCAGAAGUGAAAGUGAAAAAUGCUACAGACAAGAUUCUCAGUCAAAAUGCAAGCUUACAAGGAGAAAUAAAAAAGUAUACGGACUGCCUGGAAAAUUCAUACAAGUAUGGUUGGGGAUCCGCGUCAUUUGACAAUUUACUUCUAAAUUUUCCCAGAGACCCUCAUAAGAAAUUAGUCGAUGCAAAAAACUGUCUCCAACAAGAAUUCUUGGAAUAUAAAAAGAAUAACAAAGCGUUCCCCACAAACAAAUGUUUCGUGAAUAUGCCUCCAGCACCUCAACCAGAUCUGCAUCAACUGAAUGUAGAAGUUUAUACAUUAUACGAUCACAGAUACUUGCUUACUAUUAAACUUUAUGGGAAAGCUCUGAACCAAAUUCUAUUGAAGGGGUUGUGAGGAAAUUGAGGAGAAGUUCCACGAUGAAUUUCAAAUGUUGGCAUAACACUGAAUACAUGUAGACUGUAGUAGCUUCCGUAAAUAUUUCAUUUUUAAUUUAAAUUAAAUAAAUCACUUUUCUGCU